UGUAUUAGAACUUCCGGGAUAACAAAAACGCCGUCUCCUUUUUUCAUUUUCAACAUAAAGACAACGGCGAUUGUGAUAACAGCAAUGACAUACCUUGGUAACUACACAUGAAGUGGAAAAUGUUAUUUAAACUGGGCCUCUCUGUAGUGGUCAUCGUGGCAGUGUACCUGUUCUUCGCUCUCCAAAAUGAAAAUAACAGCAACAAGGAACCCCAAGUGAUCCCAGACCACCAGACUGGUCAACAAGAGACCUCAGACCACCAGACUGGUCAACAAGAGAUCAAGAGUGACCCUUUACACUUAAGCAAAGAACCUGACAGUCAAGGUCAUGUUGUCAAUACUGAUGAUAAAUCAUACAGGAGUGAGGCAUGGAGAAAUGGAAUACAUCUGUCUUUAGUUGCAUGUGGAGACCGUGAUAAGGAAUCCAUUAUCCUCCUGAAGUCUGCUGUCCUCUUUACAAAAACACCGCUUGUCUUCCACAUAUUUGCUGAAUUACAACUGCAGGAUUACUUUAAAAGACAGAUAGAGUUUUGGCCAGACGAGUACAGGACAAAGGUGGAGUACCACAUCUAUAACCUCAGUUUCCCAGCAGAUGAGUGGAAAAAACUUUUCAAACCAUGCGCAUCACAACGACUUUUCCUACCUAGUCUGUUGCCAGACGUAGAUGCGUUGCUAUAUGUCGACACUGACAUCCUGUUCGUCCGACCUCUGGAGGAUAUCUGGGCUUUCCUGAAGAAGUUUAACAGUACACAGCUCGUAGCUCUGUCCCCGGAACAUGAAGAUAGCCAGUCAAGCUGGUACCAUCGAUUUGCCAGACAUCCCUUUUAUGGAGAACUAGGUGUGAACUCAGGAGUGAUGCUGAUGAACCUGACACGGAUACGUCAAUCCCAGUGGCUGAGGUCUCUAAAGGAGUAUUACAAGGAGUACAAACUCAAAAUCACCUGGGGAGACCAGGACCUCAUCAACAUCUACUUUUACUACUAUCCUGAACAGCUAUAUGUUUACCCGUGUGAGUGGAAUUAUCGGCCUGAUCACUGCAUGUACAUGAGCGUGUGCAAAGGUGGCGACAGAGACGGGGCUAGUGUUCUCCACGGCAACAGACGGGUGAUGCACAACGAUAAACAACCAGCCUUCAAAGCCACCUACGACACUUUUGUCAGGCACCAGUUUGGCUCGGAUCUAAAAUAUGAAAUGCUUGUGGCCCUGAAGAGAGAGUUGGAGAAAACAAAGCAUACAUCAUGUGGAAAAGUGCCUCACAUAUUCUACAGACAGAUAGAAAAAUAUACAGACUCGUUAGAUAUAUACAAAAAUACAGACAACCAUUAUGGAUGAGGUUAAUAGGGUCUACAGUAUUGUAAUUCUAUGGCAAUUGUAACAGUUCAUUCCAAGGAUAGGGACCAAUGGCUCGUUAUCAUGAGUUGUAGCAGGGCUCACAUCAAGGAAGAAUUCUGUGUCACCAAUUGGUUUAGCUAUGAAAGUUUUGUGUUGCCAAUUGUGUUUGCGCACACAAGUAUUUUUGUAUUCUGUUGUUAGCAGAAUGUUUAAAUGCAAGCUCGGAUCAUACCGAAAACACUUUAGUAGGUUGAGUAAUAAAUAUGUUAUCUGUCUGAGGUCCACAAUGAACUCUUUGUUGUGUAUGGAUUCUAGAUAAAAUUCUUUUUCUGAAGUAUAUAAGAUAAUUGUCUAGUGACAGAUCUUCUAACUAUUUAAACCUUACUUUUGAUGAACUGAAAGUAAAAUUAUAACGUAUAACAACAUUUUGUCUCAGAUUACCGCAUACUGCCAAAUUACAAAAUAUUCAAUCAUUUAAGAUUGACACAACCGUCUUGCAUUACUCUGCUUAACUCAAACUGUGUGGUGACCUAUGAAGCAAGCCACCCUUAUGCCUGUCUAGAAGUGUCUCAUAUAACAUUGAGACACAAGAUCUACUGAGGGACUAUUCUGAUAACAAGUUCUUCUGUCAUAUGUAGACAGGAUUUGAUGAGCCAGAAUGUGCAAUAAUUGAAUAUCAAAACGGUGUUAAACACUGACGAUUGACUAGCUUACUGAUGAGGUUAGGUGAAUGUAAUGUCGAUCAGGCUAUAGUCACAGACAGAUAUGUGAUAUUAGAAGAAUGUAAUGAUAAUCAGACUAUAGUCACAGACAGAUCUGUGAUAUUAGAAGAUUGUAAUGUCGAUCAGGCUAUAGUCACAGACAGAUCUGUGAUAU
Molecule: messenger RNA, 2207 nt
Organism: Mizuhopecten yessoensis (Yesso scallop)
Lineage: Eukaryota; Metazoa; Mollusca; Bivalvia; Pectinida; Pectinidae
Product: glucoside xylosyltransferase 2-like
Exons: 8
Coding region: 108-1331 (407 amino acids)
Biological process (GO): protein O-linked glycosylation via N-acetylgalactosamine
Molecular function (GO): UDP-xylosyltransferase activity
Source: RefSeq, a predicted model, not a curated record